Heterobilharzia americana is the source of this 1757-nucleotide messenger RNA. The record is from the annotation of a GenBank genome assembly. Lineage: Eukaryota; Metazoa; Platyhelminthes; Trematoda; Strigeidida; Schistosomatidae.
CUGAAAUAAACACUUGUCAAUUAGAUAUAAUUAAGUGUAAUACUGAAAAUGAAGGUUCAAAAUUCAAUUCAAGUUUUGGAAUGAUAUUAACUUGCUUGGGUAGUGUUGUUGGAUUUGGAAAUAUUUGGAGAUUUCCAAGAAUUUUGGCUACAUAUAGCUAUGAAAAAGGUUCAUUAACGUUUUACUUGGUUUGGUUCUUCAUACUGUAUCUAUGGUCUGUUCCAAUUGUGAUUGUUGAAUACACAUUGGGUCGAUUUACGCGUAAUUCAGUAGCUGGUUCAUUUUACAAGUUUUUUGGGGAUAAAUUUGCUUGGGUUGGUGGUUGGAUUGUUUCAGUGACAUUUUUUCUAAGCUGUUAUUAUCCUGUGAUUAUCGGCUGGUGUUUAUAUUACUCCUAUAUGUCAUGUUUCAUUGGUUUGCCUAAAAGUGAAUCAGAAAGUAAGAAACGAUUCAAUGACUUUACUAUGAAUUCAUACUGGCCUGUUCUAACACAAUGUAUGAGUGUUUGUAUAGCAGCUACGUGUAUAUAUGGUGGCAUCAAAUGGAUUGAGAAAGCCAAUAACAUACUUGUUCCAUUUCUAUUAUCGAUUGUAGUUUUUACAUUUGGUUGGUCAUUGACAAGAACUUAUGCAGACGUUGGAAUCAAGUUUUUAUUUACACCAACAUGGAGCAGUUUUAAAAAGCCAGAAAUGUGGAUUGCUGCAGCAAGCCAAAAUGCUUUCGAUACAGGAGCUGGUAUCGGGGCAUUAGCUACAUAUGCAGCAUUUAUGGGCAGAGAACGUGGUGCUGUUAGAUACGGCACAACUAUCCCUAUGAUGAAUAAUUUAGUGAGCUUCAUAAGUUCGAUUGCAGUUUUUUCCACUGUAUUUUCCACACUAAUACAAACAACACCGACAAUAACACGUCUAGGAAUUGUAAAACUAAUGCAAGCAACAGGACCAGGUAGCACUGGUCUAACAUUUAUUUGGUUUCCAGUUCUAUUCGAAAGUUUGGGAGUAUUCGGCAGAGUACUGUGUACAUUAUUCUUCAUCUGCCUUACUGUUGCUGGAUUAAGCACUACAAUUUCCGAUCUUCAAGUCUACACUAUGGUUCUGGAUGAUACCGGAUUAAAUCAUAGAAUAUCUGUUGCUGUUGCUUUAACAGCGAAUAUUAUGGUUGGACUUUUAUCUGCGCUUAAUUUGAAUAUUUUGACAAAUCAAGAUGAUGUUUGGGGAUUUGGACUGUUGGUAUCUGGUAUGCUAAUGGCAUGCUUAGUCAUUAAAUAUGGACCUAUGAAAUAUCGACGUUGUAUUGUUAAUGAAUUCGGUAUAGGUGACUGGAAAUUACCUAAAAUUUGGGUAUUUUUAAUUACCGUUCUCGUGCCAUUGCAAGGAAUAAUUCUACUUGCCUGGUGGAUAUAUGAUAUGACUGCAAAUGAUGAUCAUUGGUACAUGUUAACCUAUAAGUCGGUUACCACGUUAUUCUUCGAAUGGUCUCUUUUAUUGACUACACUGAUUGUGUUAAACUUGGUCGCAAUUCGACGAAAAUGGUCAAUUUUACCAAAUGCAAAAAAAUUUGGUAAUGAUCCUUAUAAAUUAGAUAGUUGUACAAACUUAACUGAAGUUUAAUUUGCUCAGACUUGUAGUACUACUUUUAUAAGUAGUUUUUUAUAUUCACAUAGAUUUACAACAAUAUAUAUUUGUAUUGAAACAUUAGCAUACUUAAAAAUAUUAUUUUGUAAUUAACAUUUGUAAUUAUUUAUAAAAGAUAUUCUUUAA